Molecule: messenger RNA, 795 nt
Organism: Camellia sinensis
Lineage: Eukaryota; Viridiplantae; Streptophyta; Magnoliopsida; Ericales; Theaceae
Source: RefSeq, a predicted model, not a curated record
AUGGCUGAAUAUGCGGUGCUCCAUCUACUAGCCAACCUUGCACCCUUCCUUCAAGGAGAGGUGAAUUUGUUGUGCGGAGUUUGGGAAGCAAUGAAAGACAUCAAAGAUGAAUUCGAGCGCAUGUCGGCUUUCCUUAGAGUUGCUGAUGCUAAGGAAGAAAGUGACCCUGAACUCAAAGUUUGGGUCAAACAAGUUCGAGAUGCUGCUUAUGACACUGAAGAUGUUCUUGACAAAUUCAAGCUUCACCUUGCACAUCAUCACGCACGCCACCAAAUUGCUUCUGAAAUACAAGGACUCAAGUCCAAGGUCAUCAAUAUUUCCGAGGGACAUAAAAGAUACCAUGAUAAAUAUGGUAUACUAGAGCAAGGCUCAAGGUCCAAUGUUGUUUACAAUUCAUGGUAUGAUUAUCGUGACAAUGCACUUCUACUCGAAGAAGCAAAGCUAGUUGGCAUCGAAAAGCCCAAAAGACAACUGAUGGAGUGGCUAGUCGAGGGAGGUUCUGGGUUGAAAGCGGUUUCUGUGGUGGGAAUGGGGGGCUUAGGCAAAACCACCCUGGUUAAAAAAGUCUAUGAUGAUGCAAAGGUGAAGAAACAUUUUAAGAUCCAUGCUUGGCUCACUGUUUCCGAGUCAUUCAGGGUUGACGAUCUCCUGAAGGACAUGAUUCAACAACUCUUUAAAGAAAUCAUGCAACCAUUCCCUGUUGGAGUUAAAACUAUGAGCAUUGACAGGUUGAAAUAUCUGGUAAAUAAUUUUCUGCAACAAAAUAGAUACGUGGUUGUUUUCGAUGAUGUUUGA